UGCAGAGCAGGUGGUCAAGAGGACUGGAACUGAGAACAGCAGGGGUAGAAGAUCUUGUUUCGUCAUUUAAGUAAUACAAUAAAGAAAGAACUGUGAACUUAUGCAUAAUGGAGUCAGUCAUAAAAAUGAAUCAAGGAGAUACUAAAUGGGACAUACGCCAUAAAGUAUGGAAUUACAUUGAAGUGAAAAACCUGGCCAGUUUUCCUCGACCUGUGCACAACAGAAUUCCCAAUUUCAAGGGUGCACUGAAGGCAUGUGGAAAGGUGCCACUGCUAGACAUCUUCACCAAAGCGGCUGUGGUCAAAGUAGCUCCUGAUAAACCACUAGAGGGGGUUAGACUAGCUUCUUUGCAGGCCAGAAAAACAUUGCUUGUUCCAACCCCUCGGCUAAAAACUGGAUUAUUUAAUAGGAUAGCUACACCAAAAGGUGCAACCAAAAAAGAACUUCAUGUUUGUUCUACGUCUCAGGGUGUUAAAGAGAUGAGUGUCCCAGUCGGUUUAGAUGACAAAGUUCAGGUGGAUCUUGUCGUAGUUGGAUCAGUGGCUGUAUCUAGUAAAGGCUACAGAAUUGGAAAAGGUGAAGGUUUUGCAGACCUGGAAUAUGCUAUGAUGGCAUGCAUGGGAGCUGUUUGCGAAUCCACUGUGGUAGUCACUAUUGUUCAUGAUUGCCAGGUUGUGGACAUUCCUGAGGAGCUCAUUGAAAGUCAUGACCUCACAGUUGACUUUAUUCUAACACCAACAAGAAUCAUCAAAACUGAAUGCACACACCCCAAACCACAAGGCAUCAUUUGGUCAAAGUUACAUACAGAAAUACUGAAGAAAAUACCAAUUCUGAAGAAACUAAGAACACUGGAGCAGGAAGCUGGGAAAGAUGUUGCUUUAAAGACAACACUGGAUGAAGAAGAUCAAACUAAGAAAUCCAAAGAGCUUAAAUGGCAGCCUAAUUGUCAUCCAAAUGCUGAGCUAUAAUUUGAAUAUUUAGCUUCUAAAGAUAACAGGUGUGCUGGAUUUGAGUGCAAAUUUCCUAAAAGUUCUGUCACCACUAUGUCCCUGAGUAACAUUCCAACUGGGUUAAGUGUGAGUUGAGCUGAGUGAGUGUGCUUGGUCAGAGAACAGGAAGCUGUUCCUCUGAGAAUCAGCUGGAAGGGGACAAAGCCCAGAGCGUUCCUGCUAUUCUUUGAUGACACAGUUGCAGAGCAUGAUCUCACCACUUCUCAAAAGCUCUCCAUUAAUGGCCACACCCUACACAAUGAAUGUGUCAACAGUAUACCAAAGAGAGAAUACCAAACAGGCUGGUAAAAGGCUCCAUGCUCCUAUAGAGGAGAAUGUAUUUAAUCCAGCAUUCUCAUCUGUACACCAUU
This is a messenger RNA of Carassius carassius (crucian carp), 1360 nucleotides long. It is a transcript of the gene mthfsd, whose product is annotated as methenyltetrahydrofolate synthetase domain containing. The transcript has 8 exons. Gene Ontology annotation, cellular component: cytoplasm. Bases 108 to 968 code for a protein of 286 amino acids. Lineage: Eukaryota; Metazoa; Chordata; Actinopteri; Cypriniformes; Cyprinidae. The record is from RefSeq and is a predicted model, not a curated record.